Aphanomyces invadans is the source of this 1688-nucleotide messenger RNA. RefSeq lists its product as hypothetical. The record is from RefSeq and is a predicted model, not a curated record. The transcript is spliced from 5 exons. Bases 49 to 1524 code for a protein of 491 amino acids. Lineage: Eukaryota; Oomycota; Saprolegniomycetes; Saprolegniales; Verrucalvaceae. Gene Ontology annotation, biological process: ribosomal large subunit export from nucleus. Gene Ontology annotation, molecular function: ribosomal large subunit binding. Gene Ontology annotation, cellular component: nucleus; cytoplasm.
CUUGCAUUGUGCCAGUUCCGACGUUUGCAUCAAGCGAAGUGCUACACAAUGACGAUUCUAUGCUGCAUGUGCGGGGUAUCCAUCGAGUCUAACUUGGCCAAUAUGUGCGCGCCGUGCUUGUCGACUGAAGUCGACAUUGCGGAAGGCAUUUCGAAAGAGUGCACGCUGAUUCAAUGCAGUGGGUGCUUGCGUUUCCAACGAAGCACGGGGGCAAAGGGGACAAACGGAAUCUUUGCGGAAUGCCCGUUGGAGUCCCUCGAUCUCAUGGCGCUGUGCUUAAAGAAGAUCCACGGUCUCAACCGGGAUGUCAAGCUCGUCGACGCGAGUUUCAUCUGGACUGAGCCGCACAGCAAACGCAUUAAGCUCAAACUCACGAUUCGCAAGGAGGCCAUUCGCAAUGCGAUCCUCCAAAAGUCGUUCAUUGUGACGUUCGUGGUGGAGAAUCUCAAGUGUGCGGACUGCUCCAAACAGUACAACAACUCGACGUGGAAAGCUGUGGUCCAGAUCCGACAAAAGGUGCCGCACAAACGAACUUUCUACCACCUCGAGCAAAUCAUCCUGAAGCAUGGGGCCCAUACCCGCGCGAUCGGGAUGACCGCCGAGAAAGACGGGAUGGACUUUUUCUUCAACGAAAAGAACAGCGCAGAACGGUUCGCCGCGUUCCUGAGCCAACAUGUGCCUACAAGAACUAAGUCAGCGCGGAAGUUAAUCUCGUCCGACAACCAUAAUAACACGGCCAAUGUCAAGCUAACGGUGAACGUCGAGCUGGCGCCUAUUUGUAAGGACGACCUUGUCAUUCUCGAUAAGCGGCUCUCUCAAAUUUGCGGCUCCAACCUCGUCCUCGUUACUCGGGUCACAACUCAGAUCCACAUCCUCGACCCUCUCUCCGGCCGCCGCGCUGAGAUCCCGUGCGAUCGGUACUGGAAGACUCCGUUUGAAGCGCUCGACAGUGCGUCGUCCAUGGUGGAGCUCGUCGUGCUCAACGUCGAAUUGGUUGACGAACCACAUCGCCACAAACCAUCCGCCGAGAUGGUGAAGGAGGCAUCAGCGCCCCACGCUGCUGGUGCACCUGAGGACCUCAUGGCAGUUGUCGAAGUCGCUCGCGUGUCGGACUUUGGAAUCAACGACACGACGUUUUCCGUGACCACCCAUCUCGGUCGGUACCUGUCGGCGGGAGACUUUGUCAAGGGCUACGACUUGAGUCGUUGCAACUUUGGGACGCAGCAACUGUACUACCUCGAGUCGGACCUCCCUGACAUCCUUCUCGUCCGACGCGUGUACCCGAAGAAGGACGCCGGGGACCAGAAACAGAGCAAAAAGGGCACUCGACGGAAGUCCAUGUUGGCUCGCGGCGGGAAGGACAAGGACAUUGAACGAGAGGAGGCCGAAUACGAGGCAUUCAUGGACGACUACGAAGAGGACGAAGAAGCUGCUGCGGGCGACGAUCAUGACGUUGCUCUUUCUGUUCACGACAGGAUCGACGAAACUAGCGAGGCGUUGGCACGUGUGGUGGUCCAUGAGUAGUUAGUUUGUAUCCACUGUUGGAUAGCCUGUAAGCUUCGGAAUCUUCUUGGACGGAAGGCUGCAUGCACUGCUCCAAAAAUCAAGGAUGACGCGCUGCGCUGACAAAGCGACGAUGCCUUGGUGACCAAGGUAAUAAUAAUGAUGAAAAGCGUUCGUUUUUGCAA